UAGAUUUCAUUGAGAACUCGAGGUGCAGCAGGUUAACAUCUAUGAACUGAUUCCUCUUGGAGGCUUUUCACUCUCCUUUCUCUGUCUGUUGGAUUUAUCUUUCCUUCCACGGGAUUUUUCUUCACGAGACAACAUCUGGAGAGAAACCAAACUAGCUGGAUCUAUGCCAACCCUACGCGGGAGUUCACGACAUUUGUGAAGUUGAAGAGGAGGAAUGUAUCGUUUCUUUGUGAAACUAAUAUUUCUGAUUCCUGCAAUCGUCGGUUCACAAGGUCUGAAAUGCUCCUCACCCACUGAAUCAUGCCUAAAUAACGGAAGAUGCGAAGCCACCGCAAAUGGAAACGGAGAAUGCAAGUGUCCCAGUGACUACAUAGGCAAUCGGUGCCAGCAUCUAAACCCCUGCAGCCCCUCACCCUGCCACAAUGGUGGCGAAUGUCGGGCUAUUUCUCACGGUAACACGUUCGACUUCCACUGCGUGUGCCGCCUGGGUUUCACCGAUCGGCUAUGCCUGACUCCUUCCAACCACGCCUGCAUGAGCUCCCCCUGUCGCAAUGGCGGAACAUGCGAUCUGAUUACCCUGAUGGCCUACCGCUGCCGCUGCCCGCCCGGAUGGUCAGGAAAAACAUGCCAGCUCGCCAACCCAUGUGCUUCCAACCCAUGUGCAAAUGGUGGCCAGUGCUCAGCCUUCGACUCCACCUACAUCUGCACCUGCCCGCCCACCUUCAGUGGUCAGACCUGCAAGCAGGACGUCAACGAAUGUGCCCAGACCCCCUUGCCUUGCCGUAACGGCGGCACGUGCGUGAAUGAGGUGGGCUCAUACCAUUGCCGCUGUCCUUCAGACUACGUGGGUAACCACUGCGAGACCCCCUACAUGCCGUGCAGCCCCUCACCAUGCCAGAAUGGAGGCACCUGCAUCCAGAAAGGAGACACCACCUUUGACUGCAGCUGUCUGCCAGGCUUUACAGGUCAAAGCUGCGAGCAUAACAUUGAUGACUGUCCAGGCCACAACUGCCAGAAUGGUGGUGUGUGUGUAGAUGGUGUGAACACCUACAACUGCCAGUGCCCGCCUCACUACACAGGUCAAUACUGCACUGAAAAUGUGAACGAGUGUGAGCUGAUGCCCAACGCCUGUCAGAACGGAGGCACGUGCCACGACACUCACGGCAGCUUCCACUGCGUCUGCGUCAACGGGUGGACUGGUGACGACUGCAGUGAGAACAUCGACGACUGUGCCAGCGCGGCUUGUUAUCACGGUGCCACCUGCCACGACCGCGUGGCUUCCUUCUUCUGCGAGUGCCCUCAUGGGCGUACAGGUCUGCUAUGUCACCUCGACGACGCCUGCAUCAGCAACCCCUGUCAAAAGGGCUCCAACUGUGACACUAAUCCAGUCAAUGGCAAGGCGAUUUGCACCUGCCCCCCUGGGUACACUGGAUCAGCCUGUAAUCUGGAUAUUGAUGAGUGCUCCCUUGGAGCCAACCCAUGUGAACAUGGUGGUCGCUGCCUCAACACCAAAGGCUCCUUCCAGUGCAAGUGUCUUCAGGGAUACGCAGGCCCUCGCUGCGAGAUGGACGUCAAUGAAUGCAUGUCCAACCCCUGCCACAACGACGCCACCUGUCUAGACCAGAUUGGAGGGUUCCACUGCAUCUGUAUGCCAGGUUACGAGGGCGUGUUUUGCCACAUCAACAUAGAUGAAUGCGCCAGCCAACCUUGUCUCAAUAAUGGCAAGUGCGUCGACAAGAUCAACUCCUUCCACUGCGAGUGUCUCAAAGGCUUUUCAGGGAAUCUCUGUCAGGUGGAUAUUGAUGAGUGUGCCAGCACCCCUUGCAAAAAUGGAGCUAAGUGUACAGAUGGGCCAAACAAGUACACAUGCGAAUGUGCUGAAGGUUACUCAGGACAGCACUGUGAGACUGACAUCAACGAGUGCUACUCUGACCCCUGCCAUUAUGGCACCUGCAAGGAUGGCCUGGCCUCCUUCACCUGCUUGUGUCGCCCUGGCUACACUGGUCGCCUGUGUGAGACCAACAUCAAUGAGUGUCUGAGCCAGCCCUGCAAAAAUGGUGGCACUUGCCAGGACAGGGAGAACUCCUAUCUCUGCUCCUGCCCCAAAGGCACUGCCGGUUUCAACUGUGAGGUGAACCUGGACGACUGCAAGAGCAAACCCUGUGACUAUGGAAGAUGCAUAGACAAAAUCAAUGGCUACGAGUGUGCAUGUGAACCGGGUUACUCAGGAGCAAUGUGUAACAUCAACAUUGAUGACUGCGCCAUCAACCCCUGUCACAACGGGGGCACUUGUAUCGACGGCAUAAACAGCUUUGCCUGCCUGUGUCCAGAGGGCUACAACGAUGCCACAUGUCUGUCGCAGGUGGACGAAUGUGGCAGUAAUCCGUGCAUCCACGGCCGGUGCCAGGACCUCAUCAAUGGCUACAAAUGUACGUGUGACUCCGGAUGGAGCGGUCCCAACUGUGACAUCAAUAACAACGAGUGCGAGUCCAACCCGUGCAUGAAUGGGGGAAUGUGCAAGGACAUGACAAGCGGAUAUCACUGCACGUGCAGAGCCGGCUUCACUGGGCCUAACUGCCAAACUAACAUCAACGAGUGUGCCUCCAACCCCUGCCUCAACCAGGGCACCUGCAUCGACGAUGUGGCUGGAUACAAGUGCAACUGUUUGCUUCCCUACACUGGUGAAAACUGCGAGACCCUGCUGGCUCCCUGCAACCCCAGACCAUGUAAAAAUGGUGGAGUAUGCAGGGAAUCUGAAGACUACCAGAGCUUCUCUUGCAGCUGCCCUGAAGGAUGGCAAGGUCAAACGUGUGAGAUCGACAUUAAUGAGUGCGUGAAGAACCCGUGUCGCAAUGGUGCGUUUUGCCAUAACACUAUGGGUGGCUACCAGUGUAAAUGCCAGCCAGGUUACACUGGCCAGAAAUGCGAGACAGACAUUGAUGACUGCAAACCAAAUCCCUGCAGUAACGGUGGCCUGUGCCAUGAUGGCAUCAACAGCUUCACCUGCACCUGCCCUCCUGGGUUCCGUGGCAACAGAUGUGAGCAGGACAUAAACGAGUGCGAAAGCAACCCCUGUAAAAACGGGGCCAACUGCACAGAUUGUGUCAACAGCUACACCUGCACCUGCCCCCUUGGCUUUAGCGGCAUUAACUGUGAGAUCAACACCAACGACUGCACUGACAGCUCUUGCUUCAAUGGUGGCACCUGUGUGGAUGGAAUUAAUGCGUUCACCUGCCUGUGUCUACCUGGAUUCACUGGCAGUUACUGCCAGUAUGAUAUCAAUGAGUGUGACUCUAAACCAUGUCUCAAUGGAGGAACCUGUCUGGACAGUUAUGGGACUUACAAAUGCACCUGUCCUCAUGGCUACACAGGAGUCAACUGCCAGAAUCUGGUGCGCUGGUGUGAUUCUUCCCCCUGUAAAAACGGAGGCACUUGCUGGCAGCAGGGGGCCUCUUACACCUGCCAGUGCCAGUCUGGGUGGACUGGCCUCUACUGCGACAUCCCAAGUGUCUCCUGUGAGGUAGCAGCCAAACAGCAAGGAGUGGAAGUUGCUCACUUGUGCAGAAACUCAGGCCAGUGUCUGGACGCUGGGAACACACAUUACUGCCGCUGCCAGGCUGGCUACACUGGGAGCUACUGUCAGGAGCAGGUGGACGAGUGCUCACCCAAUCCUUGCCAGAAUGGAGCCACGUGUACUGAUUAUCUGGGAGGUUACAGUUGUGAGUGUGUCCCGGGCUACCACGGUGUAAACUGCUCAAAGGAGAUCAACGAAUGUCAGUCUCAGCCCUGCCAGAAUGGAGGCACGUGCAUCGACCUUAUCAACACAUACAAGUGCUCAUGCCCCAGAGGAACGCAAGGUGUCCACUGUGAAAUAAAUCUAGAUGACUGCAACCCCUUCACUGACCCACUGACCAAUGAGCCCAAGUGCUUCAACAAUGGCAAGUGUGUGGACCGCAUUGGAGGCUACCAGUGUGUUUGCCCACCGGGCUACGUCGGUGAGCGCUGUGAAGGUGAUGUCAACGAGUGUCUGUCGGACCCGUGCGACCCCAGGGGGUCCUACAACUGCAUACAGCUUACCAACAGCUACCGCUGCGAAUGCCGCACGGGAUACACAGGCCAGCGUUGUGACAAAGUGUUUGACGGCUGCAAAGGACGACCUUGCAGAAACGGAGGGACAUGUGCUGUUGCCAGUAACACACCUCAUGGUUUCAUCUGCAAGUGCCCAAGUGGGUUUACCGGCUCUUCUUGUGAGUACGAUUCUCGGUCCUGCGGAAGUCUGAAUUGCAGAAACGGUGGCACAUGUGUGUCCGGCCACCUCGGUCCACGGUGCCUGUGUUCGCCAACCUUCACUGGGCCUGAGUGCCAGACGCCUACUGACAGCCUCUGCAUCUCCAAUCCCUGUUACAACGGCGGAACGUGCCAGAUCACGCCGGAAGCACCCUUCUUUCAGUGCAGUUGCCCCAGCAAUUUCAACGGCUUGCUUUGCCACAUUCUGGACUACUCCUUUGUCGGAGGUUUCGGUCGUGACAUCACCCCGCCUCCCGAAGUGGAGGUGAGCUGUGAGAUUCCUCAGUGCGACGAGUGGGCGGGCAACCACAUCUGCGACUCGCUGUGCAACAACCACGCCUGCGGUUGGGACGGAGGAGACUGCUCGCUGAAUUUUGAUGAUCCUUGGCAAAACUGCUCUGCUGCGCUGCAGUGCUGGCGAUACUUCAACGAUGGCAAAUGUGACGGCCAGUGCAACAGCCCCGGAUGCCUUUACGAUGGCUUUGACUGCCAGGGACAGGAAGGACAAUGCAACCCACUGUACGACCAGUACUGUAAAGAUCACUACGCGGAUGGUCACUGUGACCAGGGCUGCAACAAUGCAGAGUGUGAAUGGGAUGGUCUCGACUGUGCUAACAACAUGCCGGAGAAGCUAGCAGAUGGCCACUUAGUCCUGGUGGUUCACAUCCUCCCUGAACAACUAAAAAACCACUCGUCAGCCUUCCUCAGAGACCUCAGCAGCGUCCUGCACACUAAUGUGGUGUUCCGCCGCGAUGCCAAGGGAGAACCCAUGAUCUUCUCUUACUAUGGCAAUGAACAGGACCUGGUGAAACACAACGUGCUGAAGCGCUCCACUGAUGGUUGGCCGGACUGGGCUUCGAUGCCAUCCAGUGUUUUAGGCCAAGUGAAGGAGAGCGUCUCCACCAUGGUUAGCCCGCGGAAGCGCAGGGAGCUGGAUCCUUUGCAAGUCAAAGGCUCAAUCGUGUACUUGGAGAUUGACAACCGUCAGUGCUACCAGCAGUCUACAGAAUGUUUCCAGAGUGCCACAGAUGUUGCUGCGUUCCUUGGAGCCCUUGCCUCCAGAGGGAACCUCAAUGUCCCUUACAUUGAAGCUGUUACAAGUGUCAGACCCCAUCCCCCCAACACGGAGCUCUACCCCAUGUACGUGGUUUUCCUGGGUUUGGCUGCUUUAGGUUUCCUCUGCCUGGGUGUUCUAGUGUCUCGCAAACGCAGACGGGAGCACGGCCAGCUCUGGCUCCCCGAGGGAUUCAAAGUGUCUGAGCCCAGCAAAAAGAAACGCAGGGACCCACUGGGAGAGGAUUCUGUUGGACUGAAGCCUAUGAAAAACUCUGACAUCAAUCUCAUGGAUGACAACCAAAAUGAAUGGGGUGAUGAUGAUCCUGACUGCAGGCCCUUUAGGUUUGAGGAGCAGGCCAUGUUGGAUUUGUGUGACCACACCGACCACAGGAAAUGGACACAGCAGCACCUGGAUGCAGCCGACCUGCGUAUUGCAUCUAUUGCGCCUACUCCUCCUCAGGGAGAGAUAGAGAACGACUGCAUGGAUGUCAAUGUCAGAGGCCCAGAUGGUUUUACCCCCCUGAUGAUUGCCUCCUGCAGCGGUGGAGGGCUAGAGACCGGUAACAGUGAGGAAGAAGAGGAUCCUUCUGCAGAAAUCAUCUCGGAUUUCAUUUAUCAGGGUGCCAACCUUCACAACCAGACCGACCGCACAGGAGAGACCGCCCUCCACCUGGCUGCCCGCUACGCCCGCUCUGAUGCUGCCAAGCGCCUCCUGGAGUCCAGUGCAGAUGCCAACGUUCAGGACAACAUGGGCCGCACCCCGCUUCACGCUGCUGUGGCCGCAGAUGCGCAAGGAGUGUUCCAGAUUUUAAUCCGAAACCGCGCCACGGAUCUUGAUGCCCGCAUGCAUGAUGGAACAACGCCCUUGAUCCUUUCUGCUCGACUGGCAGUUGAGGGAAUGGUGGAAGAGCUCAUUAACUGCCACGCUGAUGCCAACGCCACGGAUGACUCUGGUAAAUCUGCUCUUCACUGGGCUGCAGCCGUGAACAACGUGGAGGCUGCUAUGGUCCUGCUGAAAAAUGGCGCCAACAAAGACAUGCAAGACAACAAGGAGGAGACGCCGCUCUUCCUUGCAGCCCGUGAAGGCAGCUUCGAGACUGCUAGAAUUCUCCUGGACCACUUUGCCAAUCGUGAGAUCACCGAUCACCUCGACCAGCUGCCCAGAGACAUUGCCCAAGAACGCAUGCACCACGACAUCGUCCGACUCCUGGAUGAGUACAAUGUGGUCACGAGUCCUGGGCUUCACAGUGCCCCACUGAGUACGCCCAGCCUCUCCCCACCUCUUUGCUCCCCCAAUGACUAUCUCAGCAACCUCAAGCCCAGUCUUUCUGCCAAGAAGGUUCGCAAACCUAGCUCCGCUGUAAAAGGGGGAAAAGAUGGAGGCAAAGAUAACAGAUUAAAGAAGAAAAAAUCACCAGACGGGAAGAGUUUGCUGGACACAGCCGUUCUCUCUCCAGUUGAGUCUCUUGAGUCCCCCCAUGGUUACCUGUCUGAUGUAGCCUCUCCACCCAUGACAUCACCCUUCCAGCAGUCACCACCGAUGUCUCUAAAUCAUCUACAAGGCAACGGAGACUCUCUUAUGAGUCAGAUGAGCAUGAGUAAGGAUAUGAGCUGUAUGUCUUUUGACCCAAACCCACCCCGUCUCUCUCAUCUCCCCGUGUCCAGCCCUAGCAGUCAGGGUACAACUUCCAUAGGUAGCAGCAGAGGAGGCCAGUGUGACUGGGUCUCCAGGAUGCAUCCAGGUGUAGGCCAGCAGGGAGGUUUCACCCAAGCGCCACCUAUAACCCACAACAUGAUGGGCCCUCUGCAUGGCAUCAGCACCGCUACUUUGUCUCAGAUCAUGGGCUACCAGAACAUGACGACCAGUCACCUCGGCUCCUCUGCACACAUGAUGCACCAGGCUCACUCGCGGCAGCUCCAGCAUCAAAACUCCAACUCCACUACCGGCCAAACCCUCAACCAGAGCUUCCCAAAUAUUGAGCUGAAUGGUUCCGAUAUGCAGCAAAAUAGUGGCUCAGGCCGCCCUGUGGCCAUCCACACGGUGAUGCCCCAGGAGACGCAGAUCCUGGGCACGCAGUUCCUCACGCCUCCUUCCCAGCACAGCUAUUCUGGCCCAAUGGACAACACACCCAAUCAUCAGGUACAGGUGCCCGACCACCCAUUUCUAACUCCAUCCCCCGGCUCCCCCGACCAGUGGUCCAGCUCGUCCCCACAUUCCAACAUGUCCGACUGGUCAGAGGGCAUCUCCAGCCCACCUACAAGCAUCCAUUCACAGAUGAAUCUGAUCCCAGAGCAGUUUAAAUAGACACUUGUUAAAUGGACAGGAUUCUUUAGUGGAAAAGUAGAUUUAUAAAGUUCUCACACAGAAUGCGACAAACUUGACUCAGCACAGAAGGAGGAUCCUUUUUUAUAUCAGUUUUUUACUAACGAUAAGAACAGUUUUAGUAAUUUUGUAUUUAUUUAUGUGCUUUUUUUGACCUUUGAAUAUAAAAAAAGAUGCUUUUAUAUUUAUGUUUUUUGUUAUGUAUGGGGAAAGUAGAAUUUGUUUAAAAGGAGUGUAUAUCCACAAAAAGACUCCUUGAUGUGUACACUGGCUAUUUAUUUGUGUCUUAUGUUGCUAAAUUCACUGGAUUUAUUUUAAGCUUUCGGCACAUUGGUCCUUGCAAAUAUUAUUUUUGAAUGUGCGUGUUUGUACAGAUUUUCUUCAACUUUUAGAGAUUAUUUCAAAUUUUCAGUAUUAAUUGAUUAUAUUUUAACCUCCAUGUCUUUUUGACACAGCUUUUAUUAAUUGAACUACUUUUCACUAAGUCUUAUCACUGAGUCUGUGUUAGAUGAUGAUCAGAUACAUAUAUUAAAUGGACAAGAGUAACAAAGACGCUUAUAGAGAUAUUGGACCUGAACACACACAACAAAUGUGUUUUAUCUCUUAAGAUAUGCUUUUCCAAAUUAUCCUGAGCCUAUUUUUGUUGGAUACCCACCAGGGAUGGUGCAGAGUAAUAGAGUUGUGAUCAUUUAUGAUGCAGAGGCAAGUUCUUCUGUCAUAAUGGAUCCCAAAACGUUAAUUAUGGUUACCAUGUUUACCCUGUGUUGCAAACCUGACGUAGAAUGUUGAAAUGUUACAUUUGUGACAUUUCAAAAAUAGUGCCAGUGUGAUUUCUGUUUUUCUUAAGGAAAGCAAUGUAUUUGUGAAAUUUCUUGUAAAAUUGUCUUCAAGGUGGUGUUAGAUGAACUGGGGACCUUUUUGUGUUUAAUGACGCCUGCUGCACUUUUGUGCAAGUGUAGUUUAAGGUGUCCUAAUGUCAUGUUUUAUAAACUAAUCCACAGAUGGGGUUUUAAGAGAAGAUGUACUUCAAAUUCAAUGUUCAUGAAAAGUAUUUCUUGAUUAAAAAUGUUUUGUACAAAGUGUCUUGAUUCAAUAAAAGCUAUUGUUGUCCUUUAAAAUA
Molecule: messenger RNA, 8786 nt
Organism: Betta splendens (Siamese fighting fish)
Lineage: Eukaryota; Metazoa; Chordata; Actinopteri; Anabantiformes; Osphronemidae
Gene: notch1a
Product: notch receptor 1a
Exons: 34
Coding region: 215-7648 (2477 amino acids)
Biological process (GO): multicellular organism development; regulation of developmental process; Notch signaling pathway
Cellular component (GO): membrane
Molecular function (GO): signaling receptor activity; calcium ion binding; Notch binding
Source: RefSeq, a predicted model, not a curated record